AUGACACCGUCUGAUUCUGAGUCAAACACUCAUGGAUCUACACGUAGUCGAAAAAUCACACCACGGUCUCGAUAUAAGAAGAAUGAUACAAUACUAAUGGAUUCUAAGAAAGCAUCAAUCAGUCGACGUCGAACAAGUCGUCGAACUUGUCAUCAACUCCAUGAAAAGAUCAGUGUGAAUCAGAAAAAGGAUCCGAAUCAGAACAACAAGACGCAAGCAGAUGAUCAUCAAGAAACUUUAUUAGUAGUAUCAGAUAUUUCUGAUCCCGAUAAUAAUAAAAAAGAAGAAGAGAAACAGGAAGAGAAGAGUGAAAACAAGAUGGAAGGAUCAGAUAUACAGUUACAAACGGAACUUGUACCUGCUCAAGAUACUCAAUUAAGACGAAUGUAUCUACAAAGGAUAUAUCGACAAUUGCAGAGUACCCAUCCACAUCAAGAGGACAUAAUGAUACGACAAGUGGCUACAAAUAUUGAGAUGAAAAUAUGUCAAAAAUCAGUCAGACGGAGUGAAUACAUUGCUGCCAUGGAUCAAGAAAUACAUCAAUUGAUGCAGAUUGAAUUGGCACAAGCCAAUGCAUCAAUUUAUACCAACGACGGACAGAGUUUUGAAAAUUUGCAGAACAGUAAGACUCAAGCGCAACAAUUGGCAGUAUCAAGUGAAAUGUCAAGUACAUACUUGCCUCAUGAGAUUUCACAGUCACGUAGUUUCGAGUAUGCACAAGCACUAGCAAAGGCACAAGCUCAGGAGACAAACAGUGUGUCAGCAGCAUUUACGACGCCACGUUAUUCAGACAUUGGUGACAACUCAUUCCAGUCCCUGAUGAAGAAUCAGACGCAAGGAUACGGACUUAAUGGUGUACAACAACAGCAACAUCAGACGACUCCAAACCGAUCCAUCAGUAUGCAGAGUUUCCCGCAACGUGGAAACCAAUUCUACUCGACCACUUCCAAGAUGCCUUCAAAUAGUCAAAACAUUUUAAUGCAUGGCCAUGUUGGAAACAUAUCAGGACAAGGCGUGACUCGGAACAUGAUGGAGGCACAACAAAAGCUGAACGGUUUCCAAAUGCAAUCUCAAUAUAAACAACAAGCCAGACCAACCCGCCCGCAACAACGUGUCUCGACAUUCCAAGCAUUUUCAGCUCAAAUCCAGCAUCUCGACAAGUCUGUGCUGAUUGAAUUAUUGUGGAAUCAACGGAGUGCGUUGGCCCAGUGGCAACGGCAAGCAAAACAACUUGAAUAUCAGCUAUCUGCCCAACAGAGCAAUGCAAACAGCAUGGAAAAUCCUGUUUUUCAUCCCGUCUACAACUCACCGAAGGUGGGUGGAAGCAAACUUGUGUGUCCAAAUGUCUCGGCGGAAGCCGAGAUGCAGCGAGCUCGGGAACGCAACAACGCGCGGAAUGUGAUGUCGCAGUACUCGUACACGCAACAUUCCAACGAAGGCAGUCCUGCGUGUUCUCAAGCGACUGACAAUGAAGUGACCUGGGAAGAAAAUGUGCAAGCGUAUUGGGAUAAAGUUCAAUCUUUAAAGACGACGUACACUGACCACUUACACAUUGCAAAACGUGCGUUGGAAAACAACAGUGCUCCUCCUAACACGCUAUACAGUGUGAAGGCCCAGUCAGUGAUGAAUAAUAUUGGUUUGGUGCUCGAUAUCCUGGACGAACAACCUACAAACGUACAGCCACGAAAGCUCAACAUACUAAACUCCAUCGAACGAUUUCUUCAGAUAACAGUAGUUCCUAUCGUACGCAAAGUCCAAUCGUCCUUUACGACCUCAGCACCCCAAACACAAGUGACGUUGGCUUCUACUCCAGCAGCGACAGCGACAGUUGCUACAAUCUCGUCAGAGAUGUCAUCCCCUCAGGGUGGUGAUCCGGGCAGGACUGGGCAAAGAACGGAAGACUACUAUGCUGCGAGUGAAUGGUCUUCUAACACAAUCUCCGACAUGUCUCGGCAGUCAUCACGUGAAACGUUUACUGAUUCAGCCGAAGUGAAAAGUUCUUCUGGUCGAAUGAUUGACGAUGGUACAGAUACUCCAUCAAAAAUGAUGGACGAGUUGUCCCCGCCAGUCCAAAACAGUCCGACAAACAGCGAGUAUAUGCCUUCUCAAUAUGCACCGGUAAAACCGAAAAGUAAUGAUGCUGUGACGAUGCAAACCGAGGUUCCAGAAGGUCGGACGCCGGAUGUGUUUGAAGCCAGUGUGACGCCGAAAGAGCCGUCUACUCCUACGUCUGAGUUCCAUCUACCUACGGUCUCCGAAACGCGUCCUCCUUGUUCGCCAGGUGGUGUUAUGAAGGAUGGCAAGAUGUUGCAGUCUAACGUUGAUGUCUUAAACGAUUUUGCUGACUUUUCCGAACUGGAUUUUGACGAAGACAGCAACAGUUUUGCAAAAGAGAACAAGUCGUCGAAUAUCUCAAUGAAGCGAGGACUCGAAGAUAUGUGA
Peronospora belbahrii is the source of this 2442-nucleotide messenger RNA. The record is from the annotation of a GenBank genome assembly. NCBI's taxonomy places the organism in Eukaryota, Oomycota, Peronosporomycetes, Peronosporales, Peronosporaceae.